Messenger RNA from Nerophis lumbriciformis (worm pipefish), 1590 nucleotides. The record is from RefSeq and is a predicted model, not a curated record. Lineage: Eukaryota; Metazoa; Chordata; Actinopteri; Syngnathiformes; Syngnathidae.
AUGGCCUUUUUGGACAAUCCGGCGAUUAUUUUGGCCCACAUCCGACAGUCUCAUGUGACCAGUGACGAUACAGGAAUGUGCGAAAUGGUGCUAAUUGACCAGGAUGUGGAUCUGGAGAAGUGUCAUCUAGCUCUGGUGCCUGGCAGCAGCUAUGAAUCAACACUGUUAGGUUCCUUAAAUGAGGGGUUCAGCACCGUGACAGACAGUCACACUUGUGACCUUUCUCAGUCUAUGGACAUCACCUCCAGCUGGGACUUUGGCAUUCGUCGACGCUCCAACACAGCCCAAAGACUUGAAAGACUGAGGAAGGAACGUCAAAACCAAAUAAAAUGUAAAAAUAUACAAUGGAAAGACCGAUCCUCACAGUCAGGUAUGGAGGAUCUGGGAUCCUUUUUUGAAAAACGUGAUUUUAAAGAUAGAGCGCGGUCGACAUGUAUGAAAUCUACACUUUCACUUCGACUGGAGCAGUGUCCCCAGCAGCUCAACAACCCCUUCAAUGAAUACUCCAAAUUUGAUGGCAAGGGCCAUAUUGGCACAACAGCGACAAAAAAGAUAGACGUCUACCUCUCCAUGCAAAUGAGCCAGGAGAAAGUUCAUCCCAUGACAGUUGUUACCAUUGCUAACGCCCGCGUUCAUGAUCUCAUUGGGCUUAUCUGUUGGCAAUACACAAGUGAGGGACGAGAACCCAAACUUAAUGAAAAUGUGAAUGCUUACUGCCUUCAUAUUGCGGAAGAUGAUGGUGAGGUGGACACAGACUUCCCUCCUUUGGAUUCAAAUGAACCCAUCCACAAGUUCGGUUUCAGCACUCUGGCAUUGGUGGAGAAGUACUCCUCGCCUGGUCUUGGUUCAAGACAAUCACUGUUUGUAAGAAUAAAUGCUGCUCAAGGUUUCUCUUUAAUCCCAGUGGACAGUCUGAAAGUAACCAUGAAGGAAAUUCUUCAGAAAGCUCUCAAGAAGAGGAAAGGAUCCCAGAAAGGUUCAGGGCCUCUGUAUCGUUUGGAGAAACAAACAGACCCAAAUGUUGCUGUAGACCUAGACUCCACACUUGAGACCCAGAGCACUCUGGAGUUUUGCCUUGUCAGAGAAAACAGCUCCAGGGGUGAGGAGAGUUCAGAGGAAGACCCACCAAUUGACAUCACCACAGUCCAGGAUAUGCUGAGCAGCCAUCACUAUAAGUCAUUCAAGAUUAGUAUGAUACAUAAGCUGCGUUUUACAACAGAUGUUCAACUUGGAAUUUCAGGAGAAAAAGUAGAGAUUGACCCUGUCACCAAUCAAAAGGCAAGCACUAAAUUUUGGAUUCGGCAGAAACCCAUUUCUAUUGAUUCAGACCAUCUAUGUGCCUGUGACCUUGUCGAAGAAAGAAGCCCCAACCAUGCCAUAUUCAAGAUCACUUAUCUGAGCAAUCAUGACUACAAGCCUCUCUAUUUUGAGUCAGAUUCUUCUACAGUCAAUGAAAUAGUUCUAAAGGUGAACUACAUCCUUGAGUCACGGGCCAGCACUACACGGGCUGAUUAUUUUGCCCAAAAGCAGAGGAAACUAAGCCGUCGAACAAGUUUCAGUUUCCAGAAGGACAAGAAGACUGGCCAGUAG